Molecule: messenger RNA, 2022 nt
Organism: Fusarium redolens
Lineage: Eukaryota; Fungi; Ascomycota; Sordariomycetes; Hypocreales; Nectriaceae
Exons: 2
Coding region: 1-2022 (673 amino acids)
Biological process (GO): carbohydrate metabolic process
Source: RefSeq, a predicted model, not a curated record
AUGUCUCACCCUCAGUCCAUCUUCCACCAUACCACAUUAAAACCAGGUUCACUCCUCCACCGUCGAAGGACUACAGUCUCAAAGACAACACUCCAUACACAGCUCAAGAGACUUCGCGAGACCGGCCGCUACGAUUGCUUCAAAUUGCAAUGGCAUGAGAUCUACGCGGACAAGUCCAUGUGGCCUGUUCCUUUCCAUCUCUUCUGGGAUAGCGACAUCGCGAAGUGGAUCGAGGGCGCUUGUUAUUUUCUUCAUGAUGAGUUUGAUGGUGAGAUUGACGCUGCGGUGAGAGAUUUGGUUGACAUGAUACGGGCAGCGCAGCAGGAUGAUGGAUACUUGAAUGUUCAUUAUACUGUUGUUGAGCCGGGAAAGCGGUGGACGAAUCUGCAGGAUAUGCAUGAAUUAUACAACGCUGGUCAUCUGAUCGAAGCAGCCCUCGCUCACCACCAAUACUACAAGAACAACCUUCUUUUAGAGCCCAUUGAGAAAUACGUUGCCUUGAUUCGCCGUACCUUUGGACCAGGCGAUAACCAACUACACGGCUACCCCGGGCAUCCUGAGAUCGAAUUGGCACUGUUCCGCUUAUACCAAGUCACCGGAAACAAAGACGCUUACGAUCUAUCCCGAUACUUCCUUGAAGAACGAGGUAACCACAAAGGUCAGCACGGACAGCAUUACUUCGAAUGGGAGUCGAAACAACGUGGUCAGAGUCUUUACCAUCGACCUGAUUCGUACCCUGAGCAUGCGUCCCACUGGUACUGUCAGGCUCAUCAACCCAUUCUGGAACAGCAAACCAUCGAGGGUCAUUCUGUACGUGCGAUGUAUCUACUCACCGCCGUAGCCGAUAUGCUCUGCAUCGAUGAAUCUGGGUCUCAAUCACUCUCUUCCUCAUCAGACUGGAAGAAUACCGUAUACCGCCUCUGGGACAACAUGGUCACCAAGAAGAUGUAUCUCACCGGCGGUAUCGGCGCCAUCAAACAAUGGGAAGGUUUUGGCCGUGAUUAUUUCCUCCCUCAAUCUACCGACGAAGGCGGAUGCUACGCUGAGACCUGUGCAUCCAUUGCAGUUAUGAUGCUUGCCGAACGACUGCUGCAUGUCGAGCUUGAUGCAAAGUUUGGGGAUGUGAUGGAGCUUUGUUUGUAUAACAAUGUCAUGACUGCGAUGAGUCUUGAUGGAAAGGCGUUCACGUAUGUCAAUCAGCUUGGGAGUUCGGAGAGUGAUAAGAGUGUGAGGGAGGAGUGGUUUUGGUGCGCUUGUUGUCCGCCGAAUGUGACGCGUUUGUACGGGUCGUUGGGGGGAUACCUCUGGGACUUUGGGGAGGAGAACGAGAAGGGGGUGUUUGUCAAUGUGCAUUUGUACACGAAAGCUGAGUUGAAGUUUGGGACUGGGGCGGGAGAGGUUAUCCUUCGGCAAGACACGGAUUGGCCAUGGGAUGAACUCGUUACGUUUCGACUUAAGAGUCCUACGUCGGUGAACACUACGAUACGACUCAGGAUUCCAGGCUGGUCUCAGAAUCAGUAUACCUUGGAACCUGAGCCUAGCGAAGGUAGUGUUUACUUGGACAAAGGCUACCUCGCACUCGAUCCAGCUUACACGGCAGCGAAUCCCGCCUUCUCACUCACCAUCGGCAACUUCACACCUCGUUAUAUCGCUCCACAUCCAUACACCAACCAGCAUACCUUGACACUUGCCCGAGGACCUCUAGUGUACUGUAUCGAGGAUGCAGACAAUGCACGGGAAGAUAAUCACUUCAAGGACGUUGGGCUAAAGGCAAGUGGUACUGUCAAGGAGGAAAGGCAAUGUAUUGAUGGGACGGAAGAAGAGUAUAUUGCUUUAAGGACUUCAUACUGGCGACGCAGUUUGAAGUUUGAUGAGACGCGGCCAACUCCUGGUUUUGUUGUCGAGGGCAAUGAGUCGGAUUUUGAUGGUGAGGAGGAGGGUGUCUUUGUGCCGUAUUACCUCAGGGCUAACCGAGGAGGGAACGGGCAUAUGCGAGUUGGUCUUCACCAUAUACAAAGCUAG